CAGUUGCGCAGUUCCACAUUUGCCACUUCAGUUAUGUACGGUUUCGUCAAUCAGUUCACUCGUUGACAGUUCACUUUUAUCCUUACGGCAUGUAUUUUAUCAGAUGGAAGAAUCUUUGUUAUUGAUUGAUUUUUCCAUUUAAUUCGGUUUCGUCGCCGCCGAAGUCUGUCCGCAGACUAAUGCGACGAAACCUUUCGUUUUCGUUCGUAAAAAGUUUAUUGUUCUGAGUGUAUCGUUAAAAAACCUGCAAAAUGGGGUCGUUAUUCAGAAGUGAAGAAAUGACAUUAUGCCAACUUUUCUUGCAAAGUGAAGCAGCGUAUGCAUGCGUGUCUGAACUGGGAGAGUUGGGGCUUGUUCAGUUCCGGGACUUGAACCCGGAUGUGAACGCGUUUCAACGCAAGUUCGUCAAUGAGGUCCGCCGCUGCGACGAGAUGGAGCGGAAGCUCCGCUACCUGGAGAAAGAGAUCCGCCGCGACGGGAUCCCCAUGCUGGAGAUCCCGGGAGAGUGCCCGGAGGCACCGCAGCCGAGGGAGAUGAUCGACCUUGAGGCCACCUUCGAGAAACUAGAAAAUGAGCUCCGUGAAGUGAACCAGAAUGCGGAGGCCUUGAAGAGGAACUUCCUUGAGCUGACCGAACUGAAGCAUAUUCUUAGGAAGACACAAGUAUUCUUUGACGAGCACGAGGGUGGUGCCAAUACCACUGAGUCGAUGACGCGCGCGCUGAUAUCCGACGACCCGAACAGACAUAUUGGACACGUCCAACUAGGUUUACGGGAUAAACAAGAAUCUUUGGAAUUCCUGCCCUGUUUCGUCGCGGGCGUGAUCCUGCGUGAGCGCAUCCCCGCGUUCGAACGGAUGCUGUGGCGCGCGUGCCGCGGCAACGUCUUCCUAAGACAGGCAGAGAUUGACACUCCGCUUGAAGACCCAUCUUCGUCGGACCAGGUGUUCAAGUCGGUGUUCAUCAUAUUCUUCCAAGGUGACCAGCUGAAGACUCGCGUGAAGAAGAUUUGCGAGGGAUUCCGAGCGACCCUGUACCCAUGCCCGGAGGCGCCCGCCGACCGCCGCGAGAUGGCCAUGGGAGUUAUGACCAGGAUCGAAGAUUUGAACACGGUCCUCGGCCAAACCCAAGAUCAUCGUCACCGCGUGCUGGUCGCAGCCGCCAAGAACAUCAAGAAUUGGUUCGUAAAAGUACGCAAGAUCAAGGCCAUCUACCACACACUGAACCUGUUCAACCUGGACGUGACUCAGAAGUGUCUGAUCGCUGAAUGUUGGGUGCCCGCGCUCGACUUGGAGACCAUACAGCUGGCUCUCAGGAGGGGCACUGAACGGAGCGGCAGCUCGGUACCUCCGAUCCUCAAUCGUAUGGAGACCAUAGAAGACCCGCCGACGUACAACCGCACUAACAAGUUCACAUCCGCCUUCCAGAACCUUAUAUACGCGUAUGGUGUCGCAACCUACAGGGAGGUCAAUCCAGCUCCGUACACGAUAAUAACGUUCCCGUUCCUCUUCGCGGUGAUGUUCGGGGACCUCGGCCACGGAGCGCUGAUGGCCGCCUUCGGUUUCUGGAUGUGCUACAAGGAGAAGCCACUCCAAGCCAAGAAGAUCGACAGCGAGAUAUGGACCAUCUUCUUCGGCGGUCGCUACAUCAUUCUUCUCAUGGGCCUCUUCUCCAUGUAUACGGGGCUGAUAUACAACGAUAUAUUCUCCAAAAGUCUUAACAUUUUCGGAUCGUCGUGGCGGAACAAUUACAAUGAAUCCGAUUUGUUGACCAACAAAUUGUUGCAGCUUAAUCCCGAUUCCAAAGACUACCUUCAGAUCCCGUAUCCAUUCGGCAUCGAUCCAGUUUGGCAGCUCGCGGAGGCGAAUAAGAUCAUCUUCAUGAACGCUUACAAGAUGAAGAUCUCCAUCAUCAUUGGCGUCUUCCACAUGCUGUUCGGAGUUUGUCUGUCACUCUGGAAUCACAUUUACUUCAAGCGGCGCAUCAGCAUCUACGUGGAGUUCAUCCCUCAGAUCAUGUUCUUGGUGCUUCUCUUCUUCUACAUGGUGAUGCUUAUGUUCAUCAAGUGGGUGAAGUACGGACCUGAUGCUGACUUCCUAGGCAGUUCGGAUCCUGAGGUUAUAAAGACGAGCGCGUACUGUGCUCCGUCGAUCCUCAUCACCUUCAUCAACAUGAUGCUGUUCAAGACGGACCCCAACACGCGGCCGGAGUGCGACGACACCAUGUAUCCAGGACAGAUUGGAUUGCAAAAGUUCUUCGUGAUCGUGGCGCUGAUGUGUGUACCAGUGAUGCUGUUCGGGAAACCAUACUUCAUCAUGAAGGAGCAGAAACAGAGAGCUCGACAGGGUCACCAGACGAUCGAGGGCACAGCCGAGAACGGAGCGGCCGGAGGAGCAGCCGCCGUGGCUCCUGCACAUCAUCACGAUGAAGACAUCACCGAGGUCUUCAUACACCAGGCGAUCCACACAAUUGAGUACGUGCUGGGCAGUAUCUCGCACACGGCGUCGUACCUGCGACUCUGGGCUUUGUCUCUUGCGCACGCGCAGCUCGCAGAAGUCGCUUGGAACAUGUUGCUGAGAAAAGGCCUGAUGUCACGUGACUUCGAAGGUGGCAUCUUCCUGUACGUGGUGUUCGCGGGCUGGGCGGCCAUUUCCGUCUCCAUCCUCGUACUCAUGGAGGGGCUCUCGGCCUUCUUGCACACGCUACGUUUGCACUGGGUGGAGUUCCAGAGUAAAUUCUACGCGGGCGAAGGUUAUCUCUUCCAGCCGUUUUCGUUCGAGGUGAUACUCGACUCGGCGGGACAGGGAGAGGAGUAAAGCCCUCUCGCUCACACUACACACCGUAUUAUAUAGCAAACCAUAAACAUUUGUAACGGCAGAUCUAUUGUAUUUCUUACAUCACAUUACAUUCACUAUGGUACCUAUUACACUGUCAAAUAUAUAUGAUCAUACAUUUGUUAUAGUAUUGUUGUAAAACAAUUUACGCAUAUAGAUGAAUUCAAUGUAAUUCUAUUAUAAUAAUAAUUUGUGAAAUAUGUACACAAUUGGUGUUUAAAUGAUAUUAAAACACUUAAAAUA
Achroia grisella is the source of this 3074-nucleotide messenger RNA. It is a transcript of the gene Vha100-1, whose product is annotated as V-type proton ATPase 116 kDa subunit a 1. Gene Ontology annotation, molecular function: proton-transporting ATPase activity, rotational mechanism; ATPase binding. Bases 252 to 2813 code for a protein of 853 amino acids. Gene Ontology annotation, biological process: vacuolar acidification; proton transmembrane transport. Lineage: Eukaryota; Metazoa; Arthropoda; Insecta; Lepidoptera; Pyralidae. The transcript is spliced from 19 exons. The record is from RefSeq and is a predicted model, not a curated record. Gene Ontology annotation, cellular component: plasma membrane; vacuolar proton-transporting V-type ATPase, V0 domain; vacuolar proton-transporting V-type ATPase complex.